UAGUAACAACUAAGGUGUGUCACUCUACCAUAGUCCAACAGAUUGUUGAUUGAAAUUCUGCAAUGUUCAACAUUUGAUUUGAUGCUUUGUUUCAAGCCAUUGUCUUGGUUUCUUCCAACUCAACUUUCAAGCUCUUUCACCGAUCAAACAAGAUGGCUGAAAGAAUAACAGUUGAGUCAGUCUUACAAAAGAUCAGCCACAGACAUCUUGAAUGUCAAAUCUGCAAGGAUCGCUUCAAGGAGCCCAAAAUGCUGGAGUGUUCUCAUUCAUAUUGCAUGCAAUGCCUCCAACAACUUGCAGAGACUAACCACACUAGUCCAACACUUAUAUGCCCAGUGUGUCGCGCUGAAACUUUCCUGUUUGGAAAAGGAGUUGUUGAACUACGAACUGACUUUAGGUUGACUUCUAUGUUAGAUGAAAUUGAACAGCAUGAAAGUUUACUACAAAAACAACAAGCAGUUCAACCACGUAGUAAGGGGUCUGUUUCUAAAUGUAGCAAGCAUACUGAUAUGGAUGUUAUUAUGUACUGUGACUCAUGCAAACAGUUGAUAUGCACAACUUGCAUUGCAAAAGAUCACAAAAUGCAUCCAGCCACUGAACUGAAUGAGGUUUUAGACAAAUGCAAGAAAAAAACGAAAACAAUAUUAGCAGAAGUCGGACAACAUCGCAAUAAUUUCAUGACCGCUUUGAAAGACAUUGGUAUGUGUCAGAAGCUGUUAGACACUAUGUUUGUUGCCACCAAAGCAAAGAUCUCCAAGAAGGCAGAUGAGGAGAUUGCCAAGGAGGCUGCAAGGAUAAGAGGGGAAGAAAAGAAACUGAUGGUAGAAUUGGCCCAGGCUUAUAAAGACAGAGCCACUAAAAUAGAAACUGCAAUCGCCACAAAUAACAUUGAAGUGACAAAAGGACAGAAUACAGAAGAGAUGGUUAAUCAACUCAUGGAUGAACUGAACUUUUGUGAGAAUCUAAAUCUCAUUGAAGAGCUCUUGCAAAACCUCCAAGCACAUACAAAGAUACAACCAAUGAACAUGCCCAAUGGGUUGACUUACAUAGACUAUGAAGAUGAUCAAACAUCACUUGGGAGAUUGGUGAUGAAAGAUAGACUAGAGCUAGAAGAUGCAGCUAGUGCUGCGGCAACACAGCAACCAUACAAACCUUGGACAAAAUUUACAAAAAUAACCAGGUUCAUGGACAUAAAUAGACAAAUACAAAACAUCUGUGCAUCAGAUGUUGCUUCCUAUCACAAUAGCACCAUUGUUGUGUGUGAUUUCAAGCGAAGAAGCUUGAUCAAAAUAUCAGCCGACAGCAUUGCGCAAUCAAAGGUCCUCCCAAAAGAGCUGUCGAUUAAAGGUCUCAUUAAUCCAAGCAGAGUGACUGUGAACAAGAAUGAUGAGCUCAUUGUUGUAGAUAACACAGAAGUUAAAAUCUUCAAUGGCAAUUAUCGCUGUAUCCAUCAGUUCAGAGUCAACAGGCCAUCAUGCAUUGCAGUGGAUGAAAACAAUCUGAUAGCAGUGGUUUCCUGGAGAAACAGUGAGAUCUCUUUACACGAACCAGAUGGAUCCCUCAUCAGAAAGCUGCCAGCACCAGGAAUCGGUAGACACUUUACCAUCCACAAACAGCAGAUCAUCUAUCUGUACACUAACAUGGGUGUUGUUAAGUUAGUAGCAUUGGAUUACUUUGGUGGUACUGUAUUCUCAGUAAAUACACGUUUGCCUCAUCGUUCAUUGCCGGUUGGGGGUCCGAAUGGUGUGUGUUGUGAUGAAAAGGAUGGCAGGAUCUACAUUGCUGUAUGUGAAAGGGGUACAUCUUACGGUGAGAUCCAACAUUACAGUCCUAAAGGCAAUUUCAUCGGAUGUAUUAUGAAGUGGACUCGUCCCAAUUGUAUAAUACUGACACCAGCUGGAGAUCUGGUCAUGGCCACAGACGAUUCAGUUAAAAUAUAUUACAAUAAGUAA
This is a messenger RNA of Asterias rubens (European starfish), 1952 nucleotides long. RefSeq lists its product as uncharacterized. Gene Ontology annotation, biological process: positive regulation of DNA-templated transcription. Gene Ontology annotation, molecular function: zinc ion binding; ubiquitin-protein transferase activity. Gene Ontology annotation, cellular component: chromatin; nucleoplasm. Bases 153 to 1952 code for a protein of 599 amino acids. The transcript has 2 exons. NCBI's taxonomy places the organism in Eukaryota, Metazoa, Echinodermata, Asteroidea, Forcipulatida, Asteriidae. The record is from RefSeq and is a predicted model, not a curated record.